This is a messenger RNA of Frankliniella occidentalis (western flower thrips), 1557 nucleotides long. Its product is annotated as phospholipase A1. Bases 81 to 1412 code for a protein of 443 amino acids. NCBI's taxonomy places the organism in Eukaryota, Metazoa, Arthropoda, Insecta, Thysanoptera, Thripidae. The record is from RefSeq and is a predicted model, not a curated record. The transcript has 9 exons. Gene Ontology annotation, molecular function: triacylglycerol lipase activity. Gene Ontology annotation, biological process: lipid metabolic process.
GGGCCUACAUAAGCGCCGGCGCGACGCCGCGGCCGGAUGUUUGGCCCGUCGAGGACGCGUACUUCAGUUCGCGCGCAAAGAUGUGCCGGCGUCUCGGACUCGUCCUGGUGAUCGGGGUGGCCCUCCUCGCCCUCGCCGUCGGGCCCACCCCCGCCAACGCGCAAGGUUGGACUUCCUCGCUCUUCAGCUCGUUCUCAAACUUCUCGAACUUGGCCAGAAAAGGCAUCUCCAAUGUCGUAGAGACCGUCAAGAACACAACAUCUAAUAUUGUCGAGGAUGCCGUCAGGUUCGUUGCACUGAGGACCACACAGGACGAGGUGUGCUACUUCAUCCUGGGCUGCUUCAGCCUCAAGAGCCCCUGGGUGUCGCUGAGCCGGCCCGUACCUGUGCCCAAGGAGCCCGAAGCCAUCAGCGUGCGAUUCUACUUCUACACCAGGGAGUACCCCGAGCGCUAUACCAUCGAGUCCGGGCCCAACAUAACGUCGCAUGGUGACUUCGGCUACGAGGCCUCCAAGCCCACCUUCUUCCUCGUCCACGGCUUCCUCAACAGCGGCAACGAGACGUGGAUGGCCGACCUCAAGGACGCCGUGCUCAAGAACGUCGACGGCAACGUGUUCAUCGUGGACUGGGGGCAGGGCGCCAUGGAGGCCAACUACCUGCAGGCCGUGUCCAACACCCGCAUCGUCGGCCGGGAGAUCGGCCACCUGGGCCGCGUGCUCACCUCCCACUACGGCGCGUCCGCCAAGAACUUCCACUUCAUGGGCCACAGCCUGGGCGCGCACAUCUCGGGCUACGCAGCUCGCAACAUCACCAGCGUGGGCCGCGUGACCGCGUUCGACCCCGCCGGUCCCGGGUUCGAGGCCCUGCCCCGCGUGGUACGCCUCAACAAGUACUCGGCCAGCUUCGUGGACGUGCUGCACACCAACGCCAAGCCCGUCACGCAACUGGGCUUCGGCAUGAUGCACUCCAUCGGUCACGUCGACUUCUACAUGAACGGCGGAGUCGACCAGCCCGGCUGCAGCAGCCCCAACAUCACCAUGCCCAAGUCCAUCCUGGACGUCGUCACCAUCCCCCUGAACGCGCUGUCCGAGCUCAUCAGCUGCUCCCACAGCCGCUCCUACGAGUACUUCACCGAGGCCCUCAACAACACGUCUUGCCUCAUGUGGGGCCACAAGACCAGCACUGGUCGCCAGCGACUCCUCUGGAGGAAGUCGGUGCCGAGCCCCGUGACGAGCAGGAGCACCGAGUGCACCAAGGGCAGGUGCAUCCCCAUCGGACUGGACACGCCGUCGUACCCCGCCAGGGGCGCCUUCUCCGUCAAGACCGGCUCGGCCGCACCCUUCUGCCUCGAAGAGAACUCUGGCGACGGACAGACGCUGAAGGAGCUCAAGCGCCUUGGUUUACUCAGCUGAUUCGCCAAGACGACGACGACUGCCGACGACGACCCGUGAAAAAAUACAAUGUGGCUGACACACACACACGUACACACACAUACACACAGACGUAACAGUGUGCUUGCUUGAGGCCACACGACGCAAUAAAAGCCGCAUCAAUUCA